UGAAGUGUGUGCUCAUGCAGUAGUCUAUGAACGAUUGGCCUGCCUUGCUCUUGCAUCUAGUGUCAUUUGACAACUAUAAAACAUGCGCUGCCUAGCCUCGAGGUUGAGAACUAGUUUAUGUGUGCUCCGUCACACAGCACUUUCCAGCAGGUUAUACAGACAAAUUGUUCGUAUGAUAGCUCAGAACUUACCAGAAUGUCUUGCAAACCCCUUAGCUCUGUGAGAUAUUAAUACAUGAUGUCUCCAAAGUCAUUACGAUACACCAGCAGCUGCAGCAAGCCAUCCGCAUCCUGUGCUCACCUGCCAUCUCACUACCAGCACAGACAUCUUCGAUUUCGGGACGUGCCGAGCAAGCGCCAGUUCGUCUGCCGAACAUAUCAGAUACCGUCUGACCACCUCCUCCAAAGGCUCGUUUGUGUACCUUUGAGCUGUCAUGUCAUCAAAUAUAUGCAGCAGUCAGAGUGAUGAUGUAUGCAGCUGGGCUCGCGACGAUGAUCGAUGAGCACUCGGUAUUACAACACAGAACCAAUACCAAGGCAGUGUUGCCGAAGGUCGUCGUGUUCUCGGCUACUCAAGAAGCGACAAGAAGCGAUAUCCCCGCGAAGCCCCGUCGCGCCGGCGCUACCCCGAAAAUAGAGUGUAGCAAAAGUUGGGGGAUUUUGGGGUUGGACAUGGUGCAUAAUCCUAGCGUCGACCAUGUCCUUGGUCUUGAAUCGCAAACCUCCACUUUCCCCUGAUCCCAUGUGACGACCUUCCCAACGACUUCGACUCCCGAUAUCAUUGCCGUCCGAAGCCCCCCGGGGUGAUCCCGAAUCCUCGCACGCUGGGUAAGCUUGUUUGUCCCGGCCAAGUGGUGGGGUCCCCGCCUUUUGUGGUUCUGCGCGGGGCCAAAAUUCGAGCCGAAGUGGGAGGGGUUGACCACGAGGUUGGUUGCGGUAGCGGACGCCAUCGCGGGGACAGCACACGACACGAUGCCGUCCGACAGUAGAGGGGUGGUGGUCAGCAACAAGCUGGAGAUGGGACAUUGGGAAUUCAUCAAGAAAUGGCGGAAUCUGAUCAGACAGACGUUGCUUCAAGUCAACUUUGUGCCAGGUGUCCCUACAUAUUCUCCCACCACAAACACGACUCUGGCUGGUCUGGACCCUUGGAACAUGAUAGAGAAACUUGGGAUUUGGCAGUGAUUCUGCGACAGAAACAGCUUCCGAAUCACCAAGAGAUAUUGAAGCUGAUACUACCGAUGCAGUGAAUGCAGCGAUCGCGGACUCGGUUCUGUACCGGAUUCCAUGUGGGGGUGCCAAGGACCACCUCCACGGCCUGGGCUUCGCUGUCCAAAUCAAUCCUACACUGUAAAAGUUCUUCAGCUUUCUUGUUGGUGCGGGGGAUGCUCUCGUUGCAGCCGCCCUCCUUGUUGGGUUCUCUCAACUGCUGGCUCCCGCCUUCCACUUGCCCUCAUUCUUUUCCCUCCUCUUAGUCGCUUCUGUGUAAGUAUCUUGGAAGAGAAUCGAGAUGCCCGUGUUCGUUCAUGAACAAACGGAGUCCAAUGGCGAAUGCAAGAUCUUCAGAAGAACACGCUAGAUAUCAAACAACAUUAUGGGGUACGGUAGGUAGGUAGGUAUCGUAGAUCUCUCGCAGCGUACAAUUUCGCAAGGUGCCGGCGGGGCGCGUAAUGUACGGCGUAUGUUAAAAUACCACUCCACGUCGAAACGACGUCUGACUCGAUUUGGAACGAGUGGGGACCCUUUCGCGCAAUUUAUUGCUGACUGUGCCAACAACUGGAGGCCAGGCGAGCUCGCCGUUUGCUGGGCUGGUCCGGCGGCCGUCGCACGUUGAGGAAAACCGCUCCCCGAGUCAUCUUGUGUUCCAGGCUGGAGGCAGAUAUUAAAGCACUCUGGCGGACUGACGGGAAUAGCCUUGCGGCUCCGAUGAAACGGCACGUCACGCAAAGCCUCGUCUCCGUCUGAUGAAGCGUUCCAGCGCUAGGUAGGCUGUGCGGUUGCUUGGCUGCCAGGCUGGGCGGAUAUGGAUCUCGUCGGAGAUGGUGGAGUUGACAGAUGGCACCCGACGGGUGUGGAAAAAGCCCGGGCCCCGGGACCCUGGAAGGUUGAGGCUAGCGUCCCGGGGCCAGCAUGUGGUUAUCUGUCAAUAAAGUAAGACCGCCGCAAUCCCGUACCGCUGAAUAAAAUUCUACUUGAUUCUCUGGUUGACUGCCUCUUCCCUCAAGCGACUGCCCCCUUUCUUCUUCUUCCUUUAUUUGUAUUCUCUUCACUCGAGCAGCCUCCCCGUCGAUCAGCCGCUUAACCCCUCCGCCUUGUCCCUCCCCUGAGACUUGUGCCUGUCUGCCGUCUGACAGCCACACGCUUGGAGGUCGGCGCUUGUUUGUCUCCCGUUGAAUUGGCGCUCUCGCCUGCGCCGAUCCGACACCGCAACCACUGGACGGCUAACGUUUGCCGUUUCCAAUCCGCCUGCCCCGAUCCGAUCGCAUCGGCGGCACCGCUCCUCCUUAACUUGAGGAGCUCUCCCCCGUUUCCGGCUCCCGGGACGGUCUCAGAAACACACCGAUAACACUCCUACGCCGUCAUCGAGCCCCCGUUCUGCAGUCCGUGAACCGUCGCCAUGGCUGAACUCGAUACGCUGGACAUUAUUGUCCUAGCCGCCAUCCUCUUGGGGACGGUGGCAUACUUCACCAAGGGCAAGCUUUGGGGCGUCGCCAAGGACCCAUAUGCCAGCUCUCUCGCGGCCGCCAGUGGCGCCAAGGCUGGAAAGACAAGAAACAUUCUGGAGAAGAUGGAGGAGUCUGGCAAGAACUGCAUUAUUUUCUAUGGAUCGCAAACUGGCACCGCUGAGGACUACGCCUCGAGACUCGCAAAGGAGGGCAAGAGCCGUUAUGGCCUCGAGACCAUGGUUGCCGACUUGGAGGACUACGACUACGACAAUCUCGAUGCCAUCCCUGAGGACAAGGUCGUCAUGUUUGUGCUUGCCACCUACGGUGAGGGCGAGCCCACUGACAACGCUGUUGACUUUUACGAGUUCAUCAACGGAGACUCCCCGCAAUUCACUUUGGACAACGAACCCGCUCUUGGCAACCUGAACUACGUCGCUUUCGGUCUUGGCAACAACACUUAUGAGCACUACAACAUCAUGGUUCGCAACGUGGACAAGGCCCUUCAGAAGCUGGGUGCCCACCGCAUUGGUCAGGCUGGCGAGGGCGACGAUGGCGCUGGCACCAUGGAAGAGGAUUUCUUGGCUUGGAAGGACCCUAUGUGGAAGGCUCUCGCUGAGAAGAUGGGUCUUGAGGAGCGCGAGGCUGUUUAUGAGCCCGUAUUUGGUAUCGUUGAACGUGACACUCUUACUGCCGAGUCCCCUGAGGUCUACCUUGGUGAGCCUAACAAGACCCACCUCGAUGGUACCCCCAAGGGCCCCUUCAACGCGCACAACCCCUACAUCGCCCCUAUCGCCGAAUCCUACGAGUUGUUCAACGUCAAGGACCGCAACUGCCUUCACAUGGAAGUCGACAUCAGCGCCUCCAAUCUCAGCUACCAGACUGGUGACCAUCUCGCUGUUUGGCCCACCAACCCUGGCGAGGAGGUCGACCGGUUCCUCAAUGUCUUGGGUCUCACUGAAAAGCGCAAGGAUGUUAUCUCUGUCAAGGCCCUGGAACCCACCGCCAAGGUCCCCUUCCCGACCCCCACCACCUUCGAUGCCAUUGUUCGCUACCACAUGGAAAUCUGCGCUCCUGUCUCUCGUCAAUUUCUCGCUACUCUUGCCCCCUUCGCUCCCGACGAGGCUUCCAAGGCUGAGAUGACCAAGCUCGGUGGUGACAAGGACUACUUCCACGACAAGAUCAACGUUCAUCAUCUCAACAUCGGCCGCGUUCUGGAAAUUGUUGGCAAGGGUCAGAAGUGGUCCAACGUCCCCUUUUCCGCUUUCAUUGAGGGCAUCACCAAGCUGCAACCCCGUUACUACUCCAUCUCGUCCUCUUCCCUUGAGCAACCCAAGAAGAUUUCUAUCACCUGCGUCGUCGAGGAGCAGAAGCUCCCCGGUCGUGAAGAUCCUUUCCGCGGUGUCUCUACCAAUUACCUCUUGGCUCUCAAGCAGAAGCAGAACGGCGACCCCAACCCCAGCCCCUAUGGUUUGACUUACGAGAUCACUGGUCCCCGCAACAAGUACGAUGGUAUCCACGUCCCCGUCCACGUCCGCCAUUCCAACUUCAAGCUGCCCUCGGAUCCCCUCAAGCCUGUCAUUAUGGUUGGUCCUGGUACCGGUGUUGCUCCUUUCAGAGGUUUCGUACGUGAACGCAGAAAGAUGGUUGAGAACGGUCAGACCGUUGGUAAGACCAUAUUGUUCUUUGGCUGCCGCAAGUCCACCGAGGACUUCUUGUACUCCAAGGAGUGGGAGGAGGCCAAGCAGGUCAUGGGAGACAGCUUCGAAAUUGUUACUGCCUUCUCUCGCGAGAGCAACAAGAAGGUCUAUGUCCAGCACCGGCUGAAGGAAAGGUCCAAGGAGAUCAACGAGCUCCUUGAGAAGAAGGCUUACUUCUAUGUUUGCGGUGACGCCGCCAACAUGGCCCGUGAGGUACACAAUGUGCUGGGCCAGAUCAUUUCUGAGGAGAGGGGUGUCCCAGAGGCCAAGGCUGAGGACAUCGUGAAGAACAUGAGGGCUUCCAACCAGUACCAGGAGGACGUCUGGUCAUGAGCACAAAUCAAAUACGGGAGGUGACGGGUGGUGUGUUUUGUUUUGAUCUCAUUGAUUUAGGGGGUCUAUUUUUUUGACUGGCUGGCUAGGGCUGGAAUGGGCUGGGAAAGAAAGGGUGGCAAACACGAUUUAGCAGGGCGCUAAAAGGCUGGUUGUCAAAUUUGUAUAGCGAUUUUCCAUUGCAAACUUUCUUCAUCACACGCACACACACACCACAUUGACACACACACAUUACAUGCAUGGAAUAUAGAAUGGAUCGGGUGGGCGGGGAGCACACUAUGAUAUAUCAGGCUCCAAAGGACAAAUUCAUUUUGGGGUGUGUGGAGGUUGGGUUGGGUUGGGUGUUUUUUUCUUUUUGGGAAGGAAGAUUUUUCUCAUCUGUCCAUAUCUAUAUAUUUUUGCACAGCACCUUUGUUACGUGG
Molecule: messenger RNA, 5114 nt
Organism: Podospora bellae-mahoneyi
Lineage: Eukaryota; Fungi; Ascomycota; Sordariomycetes; Sordariales; Podosporaceae
Exons: 2
Coding region: 2614-4692 (692 amino acids)
Cellular component (GO): cytosol
Molecular function (GO): flavin adenine dinucleotide binding; NADPH-hemoprotein reductase activity; FMN binding
Source: RefSeq, a predicted model, not a curated record